Molecule: messenger RNA, 2668 nt
Organism: Phyllostomus hastatus (greater spear-nosed bat)
Lineage: Eukaryota; Metazoa; Chordata; Mammalia; Chiroptera; Phyllostomidae
Gene: NCR3
Product: natural cytotoxicity triggering receptor 3
Exons: 6
Coding region: 255-776 (173 amino acids)
Biological process (GO): positive regulation of natural killer cell mediated cytotoxicity; immune response-activating cell surface receptor signaling pathway; natural killer cell activation
Source: RefSeq, a predicted model, not a curated record
UUCUCUCUCAAAUACUUAGGCAACCUGCUCUCACCUCCUCGUGACCCAGAUAUCACCAUCAGCAGAAGCCUCUCUCCUCAGAGAGUCAUGCAUUUCAUGCCCAAGGUCCCAGGCGGUUGAGGUUCUUGGCAAGUGAUAUGUGAGUCCUGUGGGUCAUAGAAAGCUUUCCGCCCUCAUCGUCACCAAAGGCCUUCGAGACCAAAGACCAUUCCUCCUUCGCUCAGACCUCACUGCCCAGGUUCCCUUCAACUGGAAUGUCCUCCGGCACAGCCCAGAUGAUGUUGCUCAUCUUUAUCGCGGUCCAUCCAGAAUCCUGUGCUCUCUGGGUGUCCCAGCCCCCUGAGAUUCGUACCCAGGAAGGUGCCGCUGUCCUCCUGCCCUGCUCCUUCAAUGCCAGCCAAGGGAGACUGGCCAUUGGCUCCGUCACGUGGUACCGGGAUAAGGUGGCCCCAGAGAAGGAGGUGAGGAACAGGACUCCAGAGUUCAGGGGCCGCCUGGCCCCUCUUGCCUCUUCCCGCUUCCUCUGUGACCACCAGGCUGAGCUGCAGAUUUGGGACACCCGAGGCAGUGACGCUGGAAUCUAUGUGUGCAGUGUGGAGGUGCUGGGCCUGGGUGUCGGGACAGGGAAUGGGACCCUGCUGGUGGUGGAGAAAGGACCUCCUCAGCUAGGGGCCCUCACAGUCCUCCUCCUUCGGGCUGGAUUCUACGCCUUCAGCUUUCUCUCCGUGGCCAUGGGCAGCACCAUCUAUUACCAAGGCAAAUCAAUGCAGGUGUAGUUGGUGCUGGGGUCCCCCAUGGAGCCUUCCCUUUCUGGAUCGCCAAAGUCAGGUCGCUUGCAGUAGGGCAGCCUCCACAGAGACGCAUGGUGGAGUUCCUGCUCCUAGAGGCCAGUGCUGAAGCUGACAGGAGGGAGGUGACAGGAGAGGCCUCCCUCAGCGGAGCCUGACCUAAGCAACUGAGACAGCUGCUGGCAUCCUUCUGGAAACCUGUUGAAUCCUCACUGUCCUCCCCUCUCCUUCGAGCUUUUUCCAGAGGGAAGGCCCAUAAAUCUUCCUGACUUUCUGCCACCGAAUCAGCCAUCACUGAUCAGAGGACAUCGUCUUGCAAACACCUAUGCCCUGGACACCUGGGGCAGAUCAGCAGGGUGACCCACCCUCCUCGGAGGUUGGCUAUGCACCCUUAAAAAUCCUGCUGCCCUUUCCCUUGCUGCUGCAGACUGCUCGGACUCGGCCUGCCUGAUCUCAGUGUCUCGGCCUUGAAUGAAAACCCUUAAUUGGACCUUUUUAUCUCCUGGUCCUUUCUUAGCCACCAUGGUGACCUAAAAAUAUCCAGCACCACCUGGCCCCUGAGGGACUCAGGGGUCCUCUCCUUCAGCCCCAGAGGGACUCAGCAGAGCUUGGAGAGCUGUUUCUCUUGGGCAGAUUCUGUGGGGCUGAAGUGGGCCAUGGAGGAGUGGCUGGGGCCCCAUAACUUCCCUUCAGGCACUUCCUGCCUACAACCACUGGUUCCUGUUUGAAGGCAAAGAGGCGGCCUCUGACUUUACCCCAGAGCCAGAUGCACUGACCAGAGUCUGAAAACUGAGACCCUCCUGGACUCCUCAGACUGUAAAGAAGCCUGUAAUCCCUCUCAGAUCCUGCCAUCCUCUUGACUCUGCAAGGAGUCAGUGACUGCAUACAUCCUCCAGGUGCCUUCCCUGAUUAACUCUCUCCCAGUUACUUCUCGAACUGCAUCCACUGAGAGCUCAUGAUCUCAGUGUAUGUGUGUGGACACACCCUAGCUCCCACAGCAGACUGGGAGCUCUGGUGCUUUUGAGGUGACUCACCUUCUCCUGUUCCGGGCUCUAUCUAGCAGGGUGCUUGGCUGACGGAUUUACAAACGGGAAAGUCUAGGCAGCCAGACUAGAUCUACAGAAGCGCUGCUGUUAGAUCUAGGAGAGAAAGUUGAUGACAAAUUGAUGUUUUGAAAAAAGGGAUGGGUAAUCCAGGUGGACUUUUGCUAGAGGCAGCAUUCUGAUAUUAAGCACAAAAAUAAGUAAGGGCAGUAGUCUGAGGCCCUCUGGACAGGGUCGUGGCUGAAGCCUUCUUAGUGGCACUGUGAUGGUCAGGGAGAUGUGUGCUGGAGGGCUGCACACCCGUCCCUGAGGAGGGUGGACUGGGGAACUCAGGGAGGCAAGGGGUCGGGAGGAGAUCUGGUGCCUGGGUCUGUAAGCAUUUGCAUUUUCUUCUCCAAAUUCAGAAACUUUUUGCUAUUUCCUCUCACUCCCCCUUCAUAUUGUUUUUUUCUCUCUUGCAGGACAGUAGGAUAAUAUUCAGUUUGGGGAAGUUUUAUACAUUUAUUAUUAAAAAGUUUAAACACAGAAAAAAUGGAAAGAAUUGUACAGUGAACGUAUCCCUACCAUCUAGAUUCUACAAUUAAACAUUUUUCUACAUUUGCUAUAUCACUUAUCUAUCAAUCCAUCUGAUUUUUUGAUACCUUCUGAAGUUGCAAACAUCAGCACAUUUCAUCUCUAAACCCUUUGCCAUGUUUAGCAUUGACUGAGUUCAUUAUUUGUUUCUCUGUUUCUCUUUUGGAGAGCUGAAGAAAGCAAAAUUUACAUGUAGUGAAAUGCACAAAUCUGAAUUCACUUAGCUUUUAAACUUUUUUUUUUUAAGAUUUUAUUUAUUUAUUU